Molecule: messenger RNA, 2230 nt
Organism: Danio rerio (zebrafish)
Lineage: Eukaryota; Metazoa; Chordata; Actinopteri; Cypriniformes; Danionidae
Gene: btr30
Product: bloodthirsty-related gene family, member 30
Biological process (GO): antiviral innate immune response
Cellular component (GO): cytoplasm
Molecular function (GO): zinc ion binding
Source: RefSeq, marked validated
CAUGAACACACACACUGACAGAAGAGCAGGCUUCAUUUAAUCUCUGGACAGCACGCGCACACACACACACAGCACAGUGAUGGACGCGGAGCUGUUCUCGGAGCAGGAGCUGACCUGCUCCAUCUGUCUGGACCUGUUCAGCGAGCCCGUCUCCACGCCCUGCGGACACAACUUCUGCCAGGGCUGCAUCGGGGGCUACUGGGCCUCCAGCGCCGUCUGCUCCUGCCCGCUGUGCAAGCGGGAGUUCGAGGAGCGGCCGGAGCUCAGCAUCAACCGAGUGUUUGCCCAGAUCGCACUCAAAUACCAGCAGAUGCGCUACGGGGAGGCUGCGCAGGCCCGGCAGGAGAACCCGAGCGCAGAAGCGGAACCAAAGCUGGAGCCGGUGUUCUGUGACGUCUGCAGCGGCGUGAAGAAGCCUGCGCUGCGCUCCUGCCUCACCUGCACCGCCUCCUACUGCGACACACACCUGCAGCCGCACCUGCACACCCCCUUCUACAGCACACACCGCCUGCUGCCGCCGCACGACGCCCUGCGGGGACGCACCUGCCGCGAGCACGGCCGCCUGCUGGAGGUGUUCUGCCGGACCGACCAGCGCUGCAUCUGCGCCAUCUGUGUUCUGGAGGAGCACCGCACACACACCACUGUCUCUGUGCAGACCGAGCGCGCUCUCAAACAGAGGCUGCUGGGUAAGAUGGAGUUGGAGCUGCAGGUGUGUGUGGACAGGAGAUCUGCUCAGCUGGCGGAACUGAAGACUAAACUCCUCACUGUACAGAGAUACAGCCAGGCGGAGCAGGCCGAGGUGGAGCAGCUGCUGUCAGACAUGAGCUCCUCCAUCCAGCGAAUCCGCUCCGAGCUGGUGGGCGGCAUCCAGGACAAGAGAGAGGCUGUGAUUGGCCGAGGCCAGCGAAUGGUGUCGCAGCAGGAGUCCAAGCUGGCGCAGCUGCAGGAGCACAGGGCUCGACUGGAGGCUCAGGCCAUCUCAGACGACCACAUCGGCUUCCUUCAGAGCUUCCAGGCAGCCAGCGGCCCCAUGCAGGAUGAGGCGGGGCAGGAGGCGGAGCAGGAGGCGGAGCUCACACUGCGCUUCUCUCUGGGGGACGUGAAGGCGGCGCUGGGGGAGAUCCGGGACCGGCUGGAGGACAUCCGCAGUGGAGAAGUGCAGUACAGACACUCCGUGUCGACAUUAGCAGAGAGUGAGAGCAUGAUGAGUGUAAGAUCCAUGAGGAGGAAGGACUGGUCACUUAAAGAUCUGCGCAGGAUAAAGACAGGACACAAGAAGGUCAAAGGUUAUCUGGAGGACGUGAGCCUGAACCCGGUCACUGCGUACCCGUUCCUCAUCCUGUCAGAGGACCGGAAGCAGCUGAAGCGUGGAGAGAAGCUGCAGUUCUACAGGAACAACACACAGCGCUACGACGUCUGGUCCUGCGUCCUGGCCAAGGAGAGCUUCCAGACCGGCCGACACUACUGGGAGGUCAGUGUCGGGGAGAAUCGGGACUGGAAGCUGGGCGUGGUCUGCGAGUCGGCGCAGAGGAAGGGUCUGUUUGACAUGACGCCGGCUGCUGGCUACUAUGCCCUCUGGUGGAGCGGGAACCACCUGCGCGCGCUCACCGCCCCAUCUCUGUCCAAGGUGAAGGUGGCAGGUCACCUGCGGCGGGUCGGGGUGUACCUGGACUGUGAGGAGGGCCAGGUGAUCUUCUACAAUGCCAAGAGCGGCGCAGAGCUGUACUGCUUCAGCGGGCCGCUGUCCGAGAAGAUGCUGCCGCUGUUCGGCACCGCGGAUAAAGAGGUGCCAAUGGUGCUGUGCAGCGCUGCGGACUGACCCCUGCUGGACACACACAGCACUGCAGUGCAGGACUAUAACAGAAAGAGGAACUCACUCUGGAGCCCGCACUGACACUGAACACACACACAAACACAUUCACACACACUCUUACUCACCGGUUACUGAAAUGUCCACAAUAGAUGUGUGAAAGACGUCUCAGCAGCAGAUCCUCCAUGAGCAGCAGCAUUAUGAGCAGGACUGGAGGACGGGUCUCACUUUCACACUGCAGAGCUUGAAGAGGCGGAGGAGGAAGAGUCACGGCACCUCCAGACCUGCAGUGUGGAGGCACCGAUGAGGAGCCGCAGAGCUGAGCUGUUCACCACACCAACACUCCUUUACUCAUGUUCAUUUGCACAUCUCUCUGACAGUCUGACUAACCCAAAUGCAGAAUAAAAUCAUCAGUCAUGA